AUGGCUCUAUUGCAGAAUCUACUUACUACAGUGUCCAAGAUGUCUAGCUGGACACUUCUCCUCUCUAUCAUAGGGUUGUUUCCCGUCUGCCUAGCACUCUAUCGAUUAUUCCUACACCCUCUAUCACAUAUUCCUGGUCCGUGGUUCGCCUGUAUCUCAUCAGCAUUUCUUCACAUUAUCUGCUAUCAAGGUACUGAAAGCCGUGUGUUUGCCCAUUAUCAUCGUAAAUACAAAAGCCCGGUGCUGCGAAUAGCGCCUAAUUCUGUCUCGGUAUCAGACGGGGCAGCACUACAUACCAUCUAUGUUGCUGGGGGAGGUCUACCUAAAGAUUCACGAUAUCGAAACUUUCGCAUCGAAGGCCAUGAAACCAUUUUUUCCUCCAUCAACCCUGCCUUCCGCGAUUUAAGAGCGAAGGCAGUGCUUCCACUGUUUGCACCUAGUCGAAUCCGGACGUCGGGCGAAAAUAAUGGAGCGAUACAGCAAUCUGUAGAGAAAUUUGUUGCUCUUUUGGAGAAAGAGAAGCAAGAAGCAUGCCAAGGCCGGGGAAAUCACCACCGAGUGGAUAUUCUCGAUCUCACGUCCAAACUUUCCAUCGAUAUUCUCACUGGAUACCUUUUUGAUAAGGUCUAUGGUGGUCUCAAUGAGCACGAUAACAAUAACAAGAUGAAUAUUGGCUCGUCCGUUCCUAAACACAAGAGACUGUCCGCAACACCUUUCGUUUUAGCAAUCGUGGCAUUCAGCCGCUUUUCGUUGCUUCCAAAUUGGAUCUUUACCAUAGUUUUCUCGAUCUGGUUUCGGGUCGCAAUGAGGGAAACCGACCUGGUUGUUUCGUUGGGCAAAGUAGAAAGCUUCAUGAACGAGUUAAUGGCCGAGACCGAGACCCAGCUGGGUAGACCUGGGGUGUCCAUGGAGGAAACGCGGAGUCAAUGCAAAGGAGUAAUGUUCGCCGGGGCCGAUUCGACGGCGCUGGUACAGUCGACGAUUCUCUUCCACCUCAUCCAACAGCCCGCGGUACUGACACGCUUAAAGGCCGAGGUUGAAGGGACAACGCCUUCUACCGAACUCCAGAGCCUCCCUUACCUCCGGGCAGUUUUCCGGGAGGGACUCCGCCUGGCGCUAACAAAUCCAACGCGGAUGACACGAAUAGUAACCACGCCGGACGCAAAGGGGAUUAAUGUUAGCGGCUUCCACCUCCCACCAGGCACGAUUGUCGGUGCGGCGCCAUACAUCUUUCAUCUCAAUGAGGAGGUGUUUCCGGAUCCGUUGAAAUUUCAGCCGGAGCGUUGGCUGGAAGAGAAGCGUGAUGGCCCGGGCGAAAGCCAACUAAGGGCUUUGCGCGACCGUGACACCUUUCCUUUUGGGCUGGGAGGCCGAAUCUGCCUGGGCCGGAAUCUGGCGACCUACCAAGUUCUAUCAACCACUAAAGCUAUUGUACAGAGCGGCGUCCUCGAAGGUGCGCGGACGUGUCAGGAACGAAUUGAGAUGAUCGGCUGGUUUAAUGCGGAGAUUAAGGAACAUCAUCUGGAGAUCGAAUGGAACUCAUAG
Messenger RNA from Talaromyces stipitatus ATCC 10500, 1545 nucleotides. RefSeq names its product cytochrome P450, putative. Lineage: Eukaryota; Fungi; Ascomycota; Eurotiomycetes; Eurotiales; Trichocomaceae. The transcript has 2 exons. Gene Ontology annotation, molecular function: monooxygenase activity; oxidoreductase activity, acting on paired donors, with incorporation or reduction of molecular oxygen; iron ion binding. The coding region runs from base 1 to 1545 and encodes 514 amino acids. The record is from RefSeq and is a predicted model, not a curated record.